Molecule: messenger RNA, 1428 nt
Organism: Aureobasidium namibiae CBS 147.97
Lineage: Eukaryota; Fungi; Ascomycota; Dothideomycetes; Dothideales; Saccotheciaceae
Exons: 3
Coding region: 1-1428 (475 amino acids)
Source: RefSeq, a predicted model, not a curated record
AUGCCGACUUCAACCACAAGACGCAAACGCGCCCGCAACAUGGCCGGAACCCCUACAAGCAACAAGCGUCAAAAGCAGCGACAGGACUCCCCUGUUUCCGACGGGGAUGAUCUCGAAUGCAUUGAUGUCACAGGCGAGAGACUGGGCACAAAGUUCUGGAAUAUCGUUGCCGGUUUCAUGGAUUCAGCACCAACCGCCCAGGGAGCUACCGAGAGAUGGCAUUACCUCGUAAAGAAUGUCUAUCUCCUCGGAGAAGCCAAAAAGAAAGAGCAAGGAACCGUCAAUGGGUCAAUCUCGCGCUCGGCUUUGAAGCUGGUACAUUCAGCCAGCGAGGCUCCGCCUCACCAAGUCUCGCACAAGACGACAAAAGCUGCCAAAAUUGCGACAGUCUCGGGGCCAGAGAAUCCAAUUUCAGACGAAGACGAGGACGAGGAGCCUGCUACGGCAUCUGAUCAUCGAAGCCAGACAGCACUCGCUGCACCCCCACGAAUGCCCGCUGCCCAACCACGACCUUCAGGCCCCUCGCGCCACAAAAAGAAAGACGUUAAAAUCCCCUGCGGCAUGGAAAAGUGGCACGCAUCGUGGAGCAUCUGCAUCAAGCCCCAUAGUACUUCAGGGUGGGCUGCUGACUGGCCAACGAACUUUACCGAACCAAAGACACCAUCGCUAUCAACCGGGCAACCAAGACUCAAGUCGACAUCAGAAGGAUCAAAAGGCCCUGUUCGAAUUGUCGCACACAGCUUCAAAGCACUGUGGAGCGCCAUCGGGUCAUCCACCAUGUCGCAAUGCAGAGAAAUUUUCGCCUACUACGACCUAGGUCUGGCUCUUCAUGAGCUGGAGACUCAGCUCGAUCAAGUCGACAAGGUACCGCAUGAUCAGUUGGAGGGACUUGCUCGUGAGUACCUGGACACCCGAGGUGAACGUGCAAGGAAUACCGCUGUCACAAGGAUGACAUUCCUUGCUCGUCACCUACUCGAUGUUCUGGGAUAUGGUGCAUCCAGCGGCCAUUCUGAGGAGGACAUCAAGGAGAAAACUAGGCUGCUUAAGGCACAGAAGAUGACCGCAAAGAACAUGUGCUUGUUCGUCAGCGUCUUUGGCGAGGGAUCCCUACUGCUGAUGCGAAAGUCUGUGUGGCAGUCCACUUUGGACCAAGUCUCGGACAAGACGAUCAAGCCAUUGCUUGAGAAACUCGUCGGACGCGAGCCAGAGCUCCGAAAGGUGAUGAGUUUGGCUGGAAGGGUCGUGAAGUACACGAAGAGCGGUGUGCCAGAGGAGGUGCCCAAAACUAUCAUCAGAGCCCAGGAGUUGGAUGCAUGUGCGAGACACAAAUUAUCGCUGGUCAAAUUGUUGGGCCCUGCGAAAGACAAGACAGCUGCUAUGGCGAUGUUCAAGGGCAACGAGUCUGAUGGCCACGAGGAUGGAGACUGA